AUGCCUCUCAAUGUCCCUGGGAUCCUAGCGCCAUUUCAGCUGCUUUGGAACCCGAGGAUUAUCUUGCCUCAUGUCAUAGUACAAGACGUCCGCCAUAUUGACUUUGCCGCCCUAAAGAGGGCAGGCUAUCGUGGUGCUGUGUUCGACAAAGAUAACUGCCUGACAAUUCCUUAUGAGGACCGUCUCGUGGACGAGCUGUCGGAAUCAUGGAAGCAAUGCAAAGAGACGUUUGGAGAAGGGAACGUGCUCAUAGUGAGCAACUCUGCUGGAACGAAGAUGGACGCGGGCGAGAUACAGGCUGAGUCCGUGUCCCACCACCUCGCCGUUCCCGUCCUGCGACACUCCACUCCAAAGCCAGGGUAUGCAUGCAUAUCCUCGAUACGCGCCUAUUUCUCCUCUCUGCGGCGACCGAUACGUGACGACGAGCUUAUCGUAGUCGGAGACCGCGUGUUCACCGAUGUGGUACUCGCAAUACGCAUGUCGAAACUUGUGGUCCGACGAAACGUGCAUUCCGACAAGGUUAACUCGGCAACGUUAUCCAACGAGAGAAGACAGUCGCUUGGUGGCCCGCUAUCGAUCCUGACGAUAGGUGUAUUUAAGAAGGAGAGCAUGGUCAUGCGCUUCGUGGAGAAGCAGCUCAUGGGAGCGGUGGAGAGGUGGACUGAGGGUCGUGAGGACAUUUCAGACUGGAGUAGACGGUUCGUGAAGGAACCUCCACGGAUUGAGCCGUCCAAACCACCUAGCAUCGUGUCGAGAUUGCUUUCGAGAUUUUCUAGGGCAUAG
Coniophora puteana RWD-64-598 SS2 is the source of this 783-nucleotide messenger RNA. Its product is annotated as HAD phosphatase. Lineage: Eukaryota; Fungi; Basidiomycota; Agaricomycetes; Boletales; Coniophoraceae. Bases 1 to 783 code for a protein of 260 amino acids. The record is from RefSeq and is a predicted model, not a curated record. The transcript has 5 exons. Gene Ontology annotation, molecular function: phosphatidylglycerophosphatase activity.